Molecule: messenger RNA, 327 nt
Organism: Acanthamoeba castellanii str. Neff
Lineage: Eukaryota; Discosea; Longamoebia; Acanthamoebidae
Product: Smad nuclearinteracting protein 1, putative
Exons: 3
Cellular component (GO): nucleus
Molecular function (GO): protein binding; mRNA binding
Source: RefSeq, a predicted model, not a curated record
GUGAUUCCGGUGCAUCACAUGGCGACGUAUCUAUUUGGCCGGGAUAGAGCGGUCGCUGCCAUUCCGACAGAUCACAUCUCCUGUUCGAAGCAGCAUGCUGCGCUGGUCCACCGCGAGAUUAACAUCAAAGACGAACUCGGCAUCGGGCCUGGCAGGAUGGUCAACAAGCCGUACAUCAUUGAUCUUGUGAGCGCGAAUGGAACGUUCCUCAACGGCAAGCGGAUCGAUGCCUCUCGUUUUUACGAACUCAAGCCCAAGGACGUCCUCAAGUUUGGCCAGAGCUCACGCGAGUAUGUCCUUCUCCACGAUGAGCUCGCCAAGUCAUGA